Molecule: messenger RNA, 1104 nt
Organism: Striga asiatica
Lineage: Eukaryota; Viridiplantae; Streptophyta; Magnoliopsida; Lamiales; Orobanchaceae
Source: the annotation of a GenBank genome assembly
CUUCCGAUUUUCUAAAAUUUCACUUUUGAGCCCACAUUUCACGAAUAUAUAAUUAAUCAACCCCACGCCCCAAAAUCCCUAUAAAAAAGCCUCUGGCAGACGGUCAAAAUCAAAUCCGCUCAACAAAAACAAUGGGAAACGUGUUUUGCGGUAAAAGGAGCGCCAAAGUGAUGAAAAUCAGCGGAGAGACGUUUAAGCUGAAGGCCCCGGCCCGGGCCGGGCCCCUGCUUAGGGAGCAUCCGGGCCACGUGCUGUUGGAGUCCGAGGCCGUGAGGCACUACGGCGUCCGGGCCAAGCCGCUCGAGCCGCACCACGAGCUGAAGUCGAGCCGGCUCUACUUCCUCGUCCAGCUUCACCAAGGGAGGCGGCCCCCGCGGCGGCUCCGGUCGGCGGGGGAGCCGGCGAGCGCCAAGGAUCGGCUUGAGAGCUUGAUGCUGGCGCGGAGGUCGGCCUCCGAUCUGUCCGCCGCGAGGCUGGGGAGCGUUGCGGCGGCGCCGGAGAACGCCGACGGCGGAGGAGGAGGAGUGAGGGUUAGGAUGAGGCUGCCGAGGGCGGAGGUGGAGAGGCUGGUGGCUGGGAGCGACUGUGCGGCGGAGGUGGCGGAGAAAAUCGUCGGACUUUGGGCAGCCUCCUGCGGCGGCGUGGUGGAGCGGAAAGUGCGGCAGAAGCGUGUUGGAUUUUCGUCAAUUAGGGAAGUAGAGAUUCCUCUAGCAGUGGCCUCCUAGCGAAACCAGAAUAAAUUGAAGACUUUUUAGUGCAUGGUAAAUGAUAAUUUUUUUCCCCUUAAAUGAAAAAAAAGGGUAAAUAGCGGAUUUGUUGCGUAAUUUUAAUGUCAGUAUACCACAUUCAAAUUAUCUCAAUUUGAAUAUCCUAAUUAUUAAAAAAAACCCAUAAUUUUCAUACCCAACCGAGGUUGCUGUAAAAAAUCUGGGUAUGAAAAUUGCAAGUGUUUUCAUAGUUAGAGUAGAAAUUGAGAUACUUUGAAUCAGGGACCCUCACAAUUAAAUUGCACCUUAAUUAGGGUACUAUUGAAGUUGCUAUUUACCCAAAAAAAGAAAAAUGUAAACUUUCACCGAGUGUCCAAGAAAAAAUCUUUGCAACUGC